Messenger RNA from Durio zibethinus, 1953 nucleotides. RefSeq names its product FAD/NAD(P)-binding oxidoreductase family protein. Lineage: Eukaryota; Viridiplantae; Streptophyta; Magnoliopsida; Malvales; Malvaceae. Gene Ontology annotation, molecular function: oxidoreductase activity. The record is from RefSeq and is a predicted model, not a curated record.
UGAAAAAAUCCUUUGAUUCUCAACUUUGGAUCAAGGUCCUGCUGUGUUUGUUUCAUGUGCCUGUUGCUCGCCUGCUUAUGUUUUUGUGAUUAGCUAUUGCAGUUGGUACUUUCAUUUCUGAGAUCACCUGAUGGCUCAUGACUUAAUUUUAGUUCUACCAAUUAAGAACACGAAUGGAUAAGGCACGUUCGAAACUAGAAUCAGCUUAAAAACUGAAAGAUGUGUGGACAACUUUACAACAACCUCAUCUAAACAAAACGAAUGCCUCUCACUCUUUCUCCAUCCUCCAACUUCUCUCUCCUCCCUCCCACCCCCAAUAGAACCACCCAUCGUUUCUUCAAGUUCAGUAUUGCCCAUGCCUCCACCCAACUGGCCCCCAAACCUCCACCAGUCCUCAAGACAGCUCCUGUCAUCGUCAUUGGCGCCGGCCUCUCUGGCCUAGCCGCCGCUACCCGUCUUAACUCCGAAAACAUCCCCUUCCUCCUCCUAGAGGGUUCUGAUGGCGUUGGUGGCCGCGUCCGGACCGAUGUUGUCGAUGGCUUUCUCUUGGACCGUGGCUUCCAAAUCUUCAUUACUGCCUACCCUGAAGCUCAGAAGCUGUUAAAUUACAAUGAGUUAAAUCUCCAAAAGUUUUACUCUGGUGCCAGAAUUUACUACGAUGGUCAAUUCCACACAGUUGCUGAUCCUUUGCGCCAUUUCUCGGACUCCCUUUUGUCCGUUACAAAUCCCAUUGGGUCAGUUCUUGAUAAGCUGCUUAUUGCUUUGACGAGGGCUCGAGUUUUGAGUAAAUCUAAUGAAGAAAUUCUGACUGCCAAAGAGGUUUCAACUAUUGAAUUAUUGAAGAAUAUUGGCUUUUCAGAUUCAAUGAUUGGAAGGUUUUUCAGACCCUUCUUUGGUGGGAUUUUUUUCGACAGAGAGCUUGAAACUACUUCAAGACUUUUCGAUUUCGUCUUCAGAUGUCUAGCUCUCGGCGAUAACACUCUUCCCGCUAAAGGGAUUGGUGAAGUUCCAAACCAAUUGGCAGCAAAAUUGCCAUCCGAUUCAAUCCUGUUAGACACCAAAGUGGUUUCCGUUGAUUUUGAGGACUCAAAUUCACCGUCCGUGAGAUUGGAGAGUGGCCAAAUUCUCAAGAGUGAGCUCGGAGUAAUAAUGGCGAUUGAAGAACCAGCUGUUGAUAAGAUUUUGGCGGGAAGGAAACCAACGGCCCUAAGAAGACCACCCCGAAGUACGGUUUGUUUGUACUUUUCAGCAGAUCAGUACCAAAUUCCUGUUCGAGACCCUGUCCUGUUUCUGAACGGUUCAGGUGAAGGGAUCAUCAAUAACAUGUUUUUUGCUACAAACGUGGCUCCAUCUUAUGGCCCUUCAAACAAAGCUUUGGUAUCUGUAUCAUUGAUCGGGUUGUUUGAGGAUACCUCGGAUGAUGAUCUGAGGGCUGAGGUGAUCAUGGAGCUUUCAGGUUGGUUUGGAGCUGCAAUGGUUGAGUCAUGGAGGCACUUGAGAACAUAUCGGAUUGGUUUUGCCCAACCGAACCAAUCCCCACCAACAGAUUUGAUGAAAAACCCUAACGUUGGACCGGGUCUAUAUUUGUGUGGAGAUUAUAUAACGUCUGCUACUUUUGAUGGAGCUCUGGUUUCGGGUGGAAGAGCAGUGGAAGCUUUGUUAAAAGACAGAGCGUUGGCUCGGGUUUGAAAACCCUUAUUUUGGCUUUUAUUGAAUCUGACAGCGUUGUUUAGUUGCAAAAGUUUCUUCUAGAUAAAUCCAAAUUUUUCAUGAACAUCGCUGGCCAAUGCCAUUCAUUUCUAGUGGUUACUUUUGAGAAGAUAGGGUAGUGAAUUAGGGUUCAUUUGACAAGGUGUUAAAGACGCGUUACAUUUAUUCUUUUAUGAUCUGUAAGACGUUGCAUUUGAUAAUUUUUUUUUAAUCCUUUCGUCAUGUUAUCGGAUGAAUCCUUAA